ACCAUCAGUCCCUUCUAUCUAAUCUUAAUAAAAUCUAAGAAGAAAAAAAAAAAUCCAAACCCCGGACGUCCCCACCCACCUAAAAGCUUCAGAACCCAUUGAAAACGUAAGAAACCCGGAUCCUUGCGUGACGAUCGCGUGCACCUCAUGCUUGAUCGUCUUCUUCCACCUAUUGCCCCCGGCUUACGUUAGCUCAUUCUCCCUCCUUAACCAGUCCCUCCUAGUUCACUCUCUUAAACACAAACCUGAUUUCUAUCUUCAACUCUGGGUCGUAGUUUAGCAGCUGCACUAUAAUUGUUUAUUUUUAUUAUAUUUUUUUAAAUUUAUCGGAAUAAAAAUGAUGGGAUCGGAAAACCAGGACAUUGAGGAAGCUCAUAUGCACGCAUCUCGAGAUGAAAUGGAGAAUCUCGUCCUCGACGAACCUUCCAAUAACAACAGCAACGGCACCAAAUCUUUUUCCGAUUACCGUAGCGCCAUGUCAUCACUCGCCGAUACUUACCACCCUCUAUCGCCGCCGAUGACGGCGCCGGCUGACUCUGAUCCCCUGCUUGCUCCUUCGUCCUUUCGUGAUCUCCGAAACCCUAAUAUCGCAACCGAUAACUCGUCUUACAUUGAGCCGCCGUCCUAUUCCGAUGUCAUUUUCAGUCCGUUCGAUGAAAACGCGGUCAACGAAGUCAACGGCGCUGGUAGCCCUGGUCGUUCUUCCGAUUCUUCUGUUUGUUUCUCGAGGUCCCCGUCCUCCAGCUCCGAGUAUAUCAAAAUAACAGUCUCGAAUCCACAGAAGGAGCAAGAAACUUCUAAUUCUCUCGUUCCAGGAGGUAACGCUUAUGUUACGUAUCUAAUUACGACGAGAACGAGCAUGCCAGGGCUUAACGGAUCUGAAUUUAGCGUACGGAGGCGAUUUAAAGAUGUGGUUACUUUAUCAGAUCGAUUAGCAGAGUCUUAUCGAGGGUUUUUUAUUCCUCCGAGGCCGGACAAGAGUGUGGUGGAGAGCCAAGUGAUGCAGAAGCAGGAGUUUGUCGAGCAGAGGAGAGUGGCAUUAGAAAAAUACUUGAGGAGACUCGCCGGGCAUCCAGUGAUUAGCAAAAGUGAUGAACUGAGGGUAUUCUUACAGGUUCAAGGGAAGCUGCCGUUGCCAACGAGUACUGAUGUAGCUUCAAGGAUGCUUGAUGGUGCAGUGAAGUUGCCGAAGCAGUUGUUUGGAGAGAGUGUGGCAGUGGCGCCACACGAAGUUGUGCAGCCGGCAAAAGGAGGUAGGGAUUUGUUACGGCUAUUCAAGGAGUUGAAGCAGUCAGUAUCUAAUGACUGGGGAGGAUCAAAGCCACCUGUUGUUGAGGAAGAUAAGGAGUUUUUAGAGAAGAAAGAGAGGAUGCAUGAUCUCGAGCAACAACUCAGCAAUGCUUCUCAGCAGGCUGAAUCGCUGGUUAAAGCCCAACAAGAUAUGGGGGAGACAAUGGGAGAAUUAGGAUUAGCAUUUAUAAAAUUGACUAAAUUUGAGAAUGAGGAGGCUACCUUAAACUCUCAGAGAGUUAGAGCUGCUGACAUGAAAAAUGUGGCGACAGCUGCAGUUAAAGCAAGCCGAUUCUACCGGGAGUUAAAUGCGCAGACUGUCAAGCAUUUGGAUACGUUUCAUGAAUACCUUGGACUGAUGUUGUCUGUCCAUGGUGCAUUCUCAGACCGUUCUAGUGCUUUGUUGACUGUGCAAACUCUUAUAUCUGAUUUGUCGUCAUUGCAUUCGAGGGCCGAAAAACUUGAAACUGCAUCAUCAAAGAUAUUUGGUGGUGACAAAUCUAGGAUUCGCAAGAUAGAGGAGUUGAAGGAAACCAUCAGAGCCACUGAGGAUGCAAAACAUGUUGCAAUUAGAGAAUAUGAACGGAUCAAGGAGAAUAACAGAAGUGAACUAGAAAGGCUUGACAGAGAAAGGCGUGCUGACUUCUCGAACAUGUUGAAGGGGUUUGUUCUUAAUCAGGUGGGAUAUGCUGAGAAGAUUGCAAACGUAUGGGCAAAGGUUGCGGAAGAGACAAGUGCAUAUGCGAGAGAGAGCAUUGUGUAAAUUCGGAUCUUCUGCUCUUUAUUUCCGUUUUCUUUUCUGUUUGUUAUUGCACACUGAUAGGAAGUAUUCUUACAUUGAAUCAAUAAAGACGAGAAGUUUGUAGCUUAUCAAAUUUUACUUUCCUCUUAGUCUGUUAGCUAGGUUGUUAUUUGUUUAAAUACAUCCUGAAAUUUUUGUUUGAUGUUGUAAUUUCCUUUAGUACCUCUUUGAAAGUUCUUUUUUCUUA
This is a messenger RNA of Manihot esculenta (cassava), 2279 nucleotides long. Its product is annotated as sorting nexin 2A. The transcript is spliced from 5 exons. Bases 338 to 2053 code for a protein of 571 amino acids. NCBI's taxonomy places the organism in Eukaryota, Viridiplantae, Streptophyta, Magnoliopsida, Malpighiales, Euphorbiaceae. Gene Ontology annotation, molecular function: phosphatidylinositol binding. The record is from RefSeq and is a predicted model, not a curated record.